GGCGGAUAUUCCGGCCAGCUCCGGGUUAGUGUGGACUGCAUCAACAAAACGGACAGCAACCUCAGCAUCGGCGUCAACUUCGCCUACCCCUUCAGGAUUGAGCACCCUUAGGUAAUAUGAGACUGUUUACAGCCUUUACAGCCCCGCAUGUCCCGAGAUCAGACAGCAGCAGGUACAGCCCAUCUUUACAGCUCUGCAUGUCCUGAGAUCAGACAGCAGCAGGUACAACCCAUCUUUACAGCUCUGCAUGUCCUGAGAUCAGACAGCAGCAGGCACAGCCCAUCUUUACAGCCCUGCAUGUCCCGAGAUCAGACAGCAGCAGGCACAGCCCAUCUUUACAGCCCUGCAUGUCCCGAGAUCAGACAGCAGCAGGCACAGCCCAUCUUUACAGCUCUGCAUGUCCUGAGAUCAGACAGCAGCAGGCACAGCCCAUCUUUACAGCCCUGCAUGUCCCGAGAUCAGACAGCAGCAGGUUGUACCAAACCUACUUCGAUGUCCCACUGUGUUAUGGUAAAACUCGGGAGCGCCUCUUCCUCAUUGGGGACUACUCUUCCUCAGCUGAGUUCUUCGUCACUGUCGCUGUCUUUGCCUUCCUGUACUCUCUGCUGGCCACGGUGGUCUACAUCUUCUUCCAGAACAAGUAUCGCGAGAACAACAGAGGACCUCUCAUUGAUUUCAUCGUGACUGUGAUCUUCUCCUUCAUGUGGCUGGUCAGCUCCUCCGCCUGGGCUAAGGGGCUUUCAGAUGUCAAGAUGGCAACGGACCCAGACGAGGUCUUGUUGCUGAUAUCGGCCUGUAAGGUGCAGGCUAACAAGUGCAAAUCUGUGCAUGGCCCCAUCUGGUCAGGCCUGAACACCUCUGUGGUCUUUGGCUUCCUAAACUUUGUCCUCUGGGCUGGGAACAUCUGGUUUGUCUUCAAGGAGACCGGAUGGCACAAGUCAAGCCAGAGGUACCUGUCUGACUCCUCGGAGAAGCGGCCCAGUGGCUUUACCCAGCAGCCCUACAACCAAGGCAGCUCUGAGCAGGGCAACCUUAACCAAUCAGGGGGCUUCAGCACUCAGGGGGACCUGGGCCAGCAGGUGACUUAUGGCCAAGUGUACGACUACGCCACUCAUGGGUCCACCUCAUUGGCUAAUCAGAUGUAACCAUGGUGAUCUAGUCACCCCUUCAGUGCAAGGGGCUGGUGUGUGUGACGUGGCAAAGAAAAGUGGCAACGAGCGUAGCCUGUUCUGAAGCCUGAUGUAUGAUUUAGGUAGAGGAAUACUUUGGCUUCAGCGGCGGCAUUUUGGUGGGUAGCGGGACAGGCAGCGUGUGCCAGCUGUCGACAAGUGUUGUACAAAGUCUCAGAUAGACGCAUUCCGCCAUUAAAGGUUUCCUCUUGUUUUUUCUACAUGUUGUGUUGACCGUGGUUCACACUCUCCAUCGCCAGGUCAUGUUGACUCAUGGUAGGGCUAUGCCGCUGACCUUUCAAUGGUAAAUAUUUCUCAAACUGAUUUGCACUCUCGUGAAGGAUAAUGUGGUCUUUUGUUUAUCUGUUGAGGAAUAUUAUAUUGUAAUAAGUGCAUGACUGUGGUGUUUCAAAUGCCUGUUUGUGUAGAUUGAUAUGAAAUUAUAUUUAGUUUAUAUAUCUGAAAAAGUUAAAAAUAUCUGAAUCAAUUCAGGCUCAUUUUGAAAAUGGGCUAUGCAAAAAAUGUUUUCUUUAUUGUUAAAUUCAGUGUAACUUUUAACCUGAAACAUAUUAAUACAUAUGUAUUUAAAUAUAUCUGAUCUUAAUAUUAAUGCAUUUAAAAGAAAUUUUGCCUGGAUAUUUGCCUAUAUAACACAUAAUAUCUUUCUGUGGGAUUAAAAAUUCUGCUGUUGUUAUGAAGACCUAUAAGAGAAAAUGUCUUUGUUUACAGGUCCUUUUCUAUAUCUAUUCUUACAUGAGAAAUGUUGUAAAACACGGCUGUGAAGAUGUUGUGAUUGUGGAGAGCAGAAUCGCAGCAGUGCGGUAGCAGGUGCUCCUCUGCAAGUCAUAGAACCUGCCCAAGCUUGAUGUAGCCCCUCCACUUUGUACACCACUUGCUCCUUGGUGCCCCCUGCUGACUAAUUUUUUUGGUAAUAUUUCUAAAUCCAUUAAUUGGGUUUAAAUUAAAAGGUCUGUAAUCUCAACAGACAUCAAAAGAGAAAGUUUAAAGGGACUAUUUCUUAACUGUACUAUGUUGUUUCUUGAUAUUCAAAGCAUGUGACUUAUUUUGCCUGGGAAAAACGAUCGAUUUCUGAGUGUCAUUAAUGUUAAAAUGUUAAUAAUGUGAAAUAUAUGGAGUCCAUAUACUUGUUGUAAUCUGUACGCGAUUACCAAGUGUGAAUGGUGUUGUAUGUGCAUUUGCAGUGGUGCCAAUUAAAAUGUUGCACAAAACCAAA
Molecule: messenger RNA, 2403 nt
Organism: Brienomyrus brachyistius
Lineage: Eukaryota; Metazoa; Chordata; Actinopteri; Osteoglossiformes; Mormyridae
Gene: synpra
Product: synaptoporin a
Exons: 5
Coding region: 348-1145 (265 amino acids)
Cellular component (GO): synaptic vesicle; synaptic vesicle membrane
Source: RefSeq, a predicted model, not a curated record